Schizophyllum commune H4-8 is the source of this 2184-nucleotide messenger RNA. Its product is annotated as RNA-binding domain-containing protein. Bases 85 to 1773 code for a protein of 562 amino acids. The transcript has 12 exons. NCBI's taxonomy places the organism in Eukaryota, Fungi, Basidiomycota, Agaricomycetes, Agaricales, Schizophyllaceae. Gene Ontology annotation, cellular component: nucleus; cytoplasm. The record is from RefSeq and is a predicted model, not a curated record. Gene Ontology annotation, molecular function: mRNA binding.
CAGCACGGGCGUCUGAGCGGAAUUGCCGAACUUUUUGUCCUCGACGUCGACGACCCUUGUUCCCCCUCAUCACCGCACGCGACGAUGGACGUGGACAUGAAGCCGAAAGAGGAGGUGGACGAGAAGCGCGAGCAGGACCCCGACUACGAGCGGGACAAGGACCGUGACUAUGAAAAGGACCGCGAGGAGAAGGACAAGGACGGCGACAAGGAGAAGGAGCGCGACCGCGACAACGACCGUGACAGACGGGACUAUGGGCGCGACAGGGAUAGGGACUAUGACCGAGACAGAGAGAGGGAUAGGGACCGCGAGAGGGACCGCGACCGCGACCGGGACAGGGACCGUGGCGAUCGCUACGACCGCGACAGACGUGAGUCCGGGCGCUCCCGUCGCGGCGGAGGCAGCGAUCACUGGGAACCGGAUGACAGACGGCGCAAGCACUCGCGUUCCCGCUCUCGCUCUCGGCGCCGCUCCGCAUCCCCCGGACGCCGCCGCCCCCGCCGCUCGUACACGCGCUCCCGCAGCCGCAGCCGCGACCGCGAACGCAAGAACGACCCCUUCGCGCGCUCACUCGGCGGCCCGAUGAACGCACCGCACGAAGAGGCGGUCGAGUUUGCGAAGAUCAGCAAGCGCGAGAACCGCGUCUACGUCGGCAACCUCAGCUACGAUGUGCGCUACCGCGAUCUCAUGGAAUUCAUGCGGGGAGCUGGAGAGGUUCUGUUUGCCGAAGUACUGGUCACCCCAACUGGAGUGUCCAAGGGUUGCGGCAUCGUAGAGUUCGCCUCGCCCGAAGAUGCCCAGCGCUCUGUCCGGGAGCUCUCCGAGCAAAGCCUUCUUGGACGUCCUGUCUUCAUCCGCGAGGACCGCGAAAACGAGUCUCGCUUCGGUGCUACGCCCGUCCCGGGUAAGAUGGGCAUGGCUAUGGCAGGUCAAGGGAUGAAUGCCGGACCGCCGCCUCGUCCACCUGCGCACAAUCAUGCCGCCGGAAACCCAGGCAACCAGUUAUACGUCGGCAAUCUUCCCUAUCAAGCCGGCUGGCAAGACCUGAAGGACCUGUUCCGCACCGCUGGCAGCAUCGUCCGCGCGGACAUCAACAUUGGCAUGGACGGUCGCCCUAAGGGGUCCGGUACUGUCGUCUUCGAAACAGCGAAAGAUGCUCAGCAGGCCAUUCAAAUGUACAACGGCUUCGACUGGUAUGGCCGCGUUCUCGAAGUCCGCGAAGAUCGUUAUGCCGGCCUCUCUGGUCCCGGUCGCGGCGGCUUCCGCGGACGUGGCCGUGGUGGCUUCCGCGGAGGUUUCCGCGGCGGAGCAGGUGGCGGUUACGGCGGUGGUGGCGGAGGCCGCGACUUUUCCAACCAGGACCUCUACGCCGACUACUCUGGCCCUGAUCAGCGCGGCGCGUACGGCGGCGGGUAUGGUGGUGGUGGCGCCUAUGGUGGUGCUGCCGCUGCCGCACCGUUCCCCGAUGCCGACCCCAGUCAGCAGAUCAUGGUUCGCAACCUUCCGUGGUCGACGGCAAACGAGGACCUCGUCGAGCUGUUCGAGACGACAGGAACCGUCGAGCUGGCUGAGAUCCUCUUCGAUGGUACCCGCUCGAAGGGAUGCGGUGUCGUUCAGUUCGCGGCUGUCCCAGAAGCAGAGACGGCAAUUGCCAAGUUCCAGCAGUACAUGUAUGGCGGUCGUCCCCUCGAUGUCCGCUUCAACGACCGCUGGCACACCUUCACGCCCACCGCUGCCAAGGGCGGUCAGGUCGGUAUGCAGACGGAUGCUUGAGUUUGCCGCCACCUUUCGUAGACCCUUUUGCUUGACGAGGACGUUGCUGCUGCUGUUGAAGUAAAAAUCUGCGCCACCUCUCCCGUGUAAUAUAUGAUCUCUUGCUGGCGCGUGGCCGCCGUCAUCUUCUCCGCUGCCUAUCUCUAAAUGUGCGUACUCUCGUGUUACCAACGACGUUCCUCUAUCGCUACGUCGUCGUGGCCUGCGCUCGCUGCUGCGUUGUGUCCGACGAACCGAUAGAGGGAUCCCAUCGGGAGUAGAGCGAACCUACUUACUGAUCUAUUUCUUGUCACCGACCUACGCUUCGUGCUCCAGUGGUCCCAAAUACAGUACUCAUUGUUGUCGUAUACGGUACUUACUACAGUAAACAUCCGUAUGUACUGCUGAUAAUCUACAAGCGUCCGUGGCGUA